Phytophthora nicotianae INRA-310 is the source of this 654-nucleotide messenger RNA. RefSeq lists its product as hypothetical. The transcript has a single exon. The coding region runs from base 25 to 567 and encodes 180 amino acids. The record is from RefSeq and is a predicted model, not a curated record. NCBI's taxonomy places the organism in Eukaryota, Oomycota, Peronosporomycetes, Peronosporales, Peronosporaceae.
UGAGCGACUACCUCGUGAAAGAGUAUGCCGAAGCGACUAUCAGUGGCUCCAGCGUUAGUAGACGAUGGAUCGACAGUCUCGAUGGAAAGGAGUGCAAUGGAAGCGAUGGGAAUCACACACGGUGACGUGGUGCUCCUCGCUCAAGGUGGACGGAAGACUGUAGCUCUUGCUCGUAUCGAUGCAAGUGACGAAGCUCAGCCGGAGGUGGCGCGCGUCAGUACGAUCAUGAGGCGCAACCUGCGCCUCAACAUUGGGGACGACAUCACGGUCACUGGACUAGGUAGCGACGUGCCGAACGGGAAGUUCAUCCGCGUCCUCCCCAUCGACGAUACCGUCGACAAGGAAAUGAUGGGUGAAGGGCUGUUUGAAAACUACCUGCAGCCAUACUUCGCCGACGCAUUCCGCCCCGUCCAGCAAGGCGAUCUCUUGCUCGUGUGCUGUCAGGAGGGCGGGCCAGAUGUUGAAUUCGUGGUGGUGGAGACUGAUCCGAAGCCAUACUGCAUCGUUGGCCCCAAGACUGACAUCUUCUACAAUGGAGCACCAGUUUCUCGUCAAGAUGUGCUGUGAGGAGCGGUAGAAAUCUCUAAGCGGAGACUUUCGUUGUAGAUUUCAUUAAACUUAAUAAAGAGGGUCUGAAAGGACGGGCGUUUCGAC